Messenger RNA from Myotis brandtii (Brandt's bat), 3916 nucleotides. RefSeq names its product potassium channel tetramerization domain containing 3 (gene KCTD3). Lineage: Eukaryota; Metazoa; Chordata; Mammalia; Chiroptera; Vespertilionidae. The transcript has 18 exons. Gene Ontology annotation, molecular function: protein binding. Gene Ontology annotation, biological process: protein homooligomerization. The record is from RefSeq and is a predicted model, not a curated record. Bases 24 to 2456 code for a protein of 810 amino acids.
UGUGCAGGUGGGAAAACCCCCCAAUGCCCGGCGCUGGGACCGUGCACCCCGUUCGGGAACAGGACCGAAGGGGGCAGGUGACUGCGCCCAGAUUUAGUACCUCAAAACAGACUCUCAUGUGGAUUCCAGAUUCCUUUUUUUCCAGCUUGCUGAGCGGGAGAAUUUCAACACUUCGAGAUGAAACUGGUGCUAUAUUUAUUGAUAGAGAUCCGGCAGCAUUCGCACCCAUUUUAAAUUUUCUUCGGACAAAAGAAUUAGACUUAAGGGGAGUGAGUAUUAACGUUCUCAGGCACGAAGCCGAGUUUUACGGAAUCACUCCGUUAGUGAGAAGGCUCCUGCUGUGCGAAGAGCUGGAGCGCUCGUCCUGCGGCAGCGUCCUCUUCCACGGCUACCUGCCCCCACCAGGUAUUCCUAGUCGUAAAAUAAACAACACAACUAGGUCCUCGGCCGAUUCUAGGAGUGGACUGAACUCUGUGGAAGGUGAGGCUCGGGGAGGUGGUGCCCAGCCCGCCCUCUCCGCCUCUGGCGAGGAGCCUGCCAGGCUAGGAUUUCCUGUGGACCCACGCAAGGUGCUGAUCGUGGCUGGCCACCACAACUGGAUCGUGGCUGCCUACGCCCACUUCGCUGUCUGCUACAGAAUCAAAGAGUCCUCCGGGUGGCAGCAGGUGUUCACAAGCCCGUAUUUGGACUGGACAGUUGAACGAGUAGCUCUGAAUGCGAAGGUGGUCGGAGGUCCCCAUGGAGACAAAGACAAAAUGGUUGCCGUGGCCUCGGAGAGUAGCAUCAUCCUGUGGAGCGUCCAGGAUGGAGGAAGCGGAACGGAAAUCGGAGUGUUCAGCCUCGGCGUCCCCGUAGACGCUCUCUUCUUCAUCGGUAACCAGUUGGUGGCCACGAGCCACACGGGGAAGGUGGGCGUGUGGAACGCCGUCACUCAGCACUGGCAGGUUCAAGAUGUCGUCCCCAUAACUAGUUAUGACACUGCUGGGUCGUUCCUUCUGCUCGGGUGUAACAACGGGUCCAUCUAUUACAUCGACAUGCAGAAGUUCCCUUUGCGGAUGAAGGACAACGAUCUCCUGGUGACUGAACUCUACCACGACCCUUCCAACGACGCCAUCACAGCGCUGAGCGUUUACCUCACCCCCAAAACAAGUGUCAGUGGGAACUGGAUUGAGAUCGCCUACGGUACCAGCUCUGGGGCAGUGCGGGUGAUCGUGCAGCACCCCGAGACGGUGGGGUCGGGCCCGCAGCUCUUCCAGACCUUCACCGUGCACCGCAGCCCCGUGACCAAGAUCAUGCUGUCCGAGAAGCACCUCGUGUCCGUCUGUGCAGAUAACAAUCACGUCCGGACGUGGACGGUGACACGGUUCAGAGGCAUGAUCUCGACUCAGCCCGGCUCCACUCCUCUCGCCUCGUUCAAGAUCCUGUCUCUGGAGGAGACGGAGAGUCCCGGCAGCUACUCCUCUGGGAACGACAUCGGGCCCUUUGGUGAGCGAGAUGAUCAGCAGGUGUUCAUCCAGAAAGUGGUCCCCAUCACCAACAAGCUGUUCGUCAGGCUGUCCUCCACGGGGAAGAGAAUAUGUGAGAUCCAAGCCGUGGACUGCACGACCAUCUCCGCCUUCACCGUGCGGGAGUGCGAGGGCUCCAGCAGGAUGGGCUCCCGGCCCCGGCGCUACCUGUUCACCGGCCACACCAACGGCAGCAUUCAGAUGUGGGACCUGACCACCGCCAUGGACAUGGUCAGCAAGAGCGAGGACAAGGAUGCAGGCGGCCCGACGGAGGAGGAGCUGCUGAAGCUGCUGGACCAGUGCGACCUGAGCACCUCCCGCUGCGCCACGCCCAGCAUCAGCCCGGCCGCCUCCGUGGUGCAGCACAGCCGGCUCCGCGAGGCCAGCUCCAGCCUCCAGCUGCAGCAGCAUGAGACCAUCCACGAGGCAGCCACGUAUGGCUCCAUGCGGCCGUACCGGGAGAGCCCGCUGUUAGCCCGGGCGCGGAGGACUGAGAGCUUCCACAGCUACCGCGACUUCCAGACCCUCAACCUGAACAGAAACCUGGAGCGCGCUGUGCCCGAAGACGCCACCUCGGGCCCCAUCCAGGCGGAGGUGAAGCGGGCGGCGGGGGACUGUGCUGGGGCCGAGAGCAAGGCUCCUGGAGCCGAAACGAGAAGUGCGAGAGAGUCCGAUGGUGGGUCGGAAGCGCACAGAGCAGCCGAAGCUGCCCCGGAACCCAAGAAGAGGGCGCCCGAGGAUGACGGUGACAAAGGGGAGCUCCGCAAGAGAGGCGGGUUCGACGGAGGAGGGCUCCUGGGCAGGAAGAAAGGGCCCCACCUGGCCUCCUCGCCCAGCACCUCCGAUGGAGGCACCGACUCGCCCGGGACCGCGUCCCCCUCUCCCACCAAGACCACACCGUCCCCUCGGCACAAGAAGAGCGACUCCUCGGGGCAGGAGUACAGCCUGUGAGCUCACCUGGCAGGUAGGGGUGUUGUUCAUUCAGAGCAGGGGUGGGGAACCGUUUCCUGCCAAGGGCCCUUUGGCUAUUUGACAUUACGUGCAGGCCAUACGAAUUACCAACUUCAACGUGAGCCUGCUGCAUGUGGUCGGACAUGUAAUGGCCUCGCCACCCAGGCCCAGGCAGGGCCUCGUGCGGCCUGUGGGCCGGACGUUCCCCACCCCUGCUGUAGAUGGAAGUCCAGCUCCUGGAUCCAGUACACUAGCUUCUACACCAAAACUUGACAAAAACGUCGGACUUCACUUAGUAUCUUUUUCACAGAAUGAGAUGGAGUAAUGAGAAAAAAACUAGAGCUCUUUGACCUUUUUGAAGAUUAUUUUUAGGUUUACAAGCACGUUCAAUUGAUCAUUUGUAAAGCUAGUCCAGGGAGCUCAGAAAUACGUGUAGGAACCACCCCACCUUAACCAGAUGGCACCGUAUCGGUGAGCCCCCCUGAGAACAUGGGAUCCAACCGCCCACAUUCCUCACGUAGAUGAUGCCUGAGGCCUGCCUUCUCUGCGUGGAACUUAGUCUCUCACCCUAAUUGUGAUUGCACAGUGUUUACCUGAUACUUAACGAGGUGCUAUGUUUGUGGAAAAAUACCGUGUCACUCAAAACACUAUUGAUGUUGAACACCAGGCUGCCCUGGUGGCAGAGUCGCUGAGGGUACUUGUAAGUGUAGGUCUUAAAUCUUAGCACGCAUCACCAAUAGUAAAUGCCCAAAGUCCACUUCAACUUUCUUUCAAGUGGGAGCAGUUGUCUGUGUUUGAACAGAUGGAAUGAUAAGGACAAAGCUAUGAGCGCCCAGAAGGGAACACUACCAAGGGCGAGUCUGCCUCGUGUAGGAGCCACCGUGUUAAUAAUCCAAACUAUUAAAUCAGAACGUGGCUACUUUGUUAAUCACUUAAUUGCCACACGUCCAAAACAGAACCAUCCCCCUUUCUUCCAUAUGCGCUGGAAUAUUUACGAAUUUAAGUUACCAUCAUUUUCUUUACAAACCCAGAGAUGUCACUAACAAGUCUGAUUUUAAAAUUGGGCGACCAGAGUUGAUAUGCGAGGUUUGCGACUAUCCAUGCGCGUGGGGAAGGUCCGCCGCUUGCGCCUAUAGAUGCUUACGAGACUACAGCUCUGAAAUUUUUGUCAAAGGUUUGGGCUGCUGCAAAAAAGUUAUUUUGAAUAUAUUUUAAAUUGUAAGAAUAAAAGAUAAUUUUUUUGUAUUUUUUUUCCAUGUGAUUGGAAUGACUUUCAAGUAUCUGCAAAUAGGGUAAUUGUGAAGCAUUAAGCAUUUAUUGGUGAAAAAUGUAUAUAUUCUCAUUCCAGGAAAUAAGUGAGUAAAAUUGAAUAAAUGCUUUAAAGUUUACCAUAUUGCCAGUGGUUUCACAACCGUUCUCUUGUAUUUAUUUAUCAAGUAAAAUAAAAAUGAUGAAGACUA